Messenger RNA from Struthio camelus australis, 4123 nucleotides. Lineage: Eukaryota; Metazoa; Chordata; Aves; Struthioniformes; Struthionidae. The record is from RefSeq and is a predicted model, not a curated record.
AUGCACCAGUACAGGCUGGAUAGCAGCUUUGCCGAGAAGGACCGGAGGGUCCUGGCGGACAACGACCUGAACAUGAGCCAGCAAUGCACCCUCGUGGCACAGACAGCUAAUGAAUUGACCCACCUCUUGCCUCGUGCGUGGGAGAAAACCAAACAUACUCAUUCCCAUGCUUUCCGCAGUUCAGAACUAGCCACCGAGAACCGUGCGUUGGAGUCUUCCUGUACUAAUUACCGCUCUGCACCGCCAGUGGGAUAUGAAGAGGCUGAAUGCUACCACAUGUAUGAAGAUGGCAUCUCCAUGACGCAGGUCCAAACCCUUCCUCUGGCAGAAGGGGUCUACUGGAGUUUUUGGCUAGCCAGGGAGUGCUGCAAAGGCGUUUUAGAACGUAGAGAAACUCCAAGCUGUGUGGGUGUUGAAGAAGAAGAGGCACCAGACAUUGACAUCUAUCAUUGUCCUAAUUGUGAGAAAACCCAUGGAAAGUCUACUUUGAAAAAGAAAAGAAAUUGGCAUAAACACGAUACUGGACAGACUACAGAGGUCAAACCUGUACAGAACGGGAGUCAAGUCUUUAUAAAGGAACUUCGAAGUCGUACUUUUCCAAGUGCUGAAGAUAUAGUAGCAAAAGUGCCGGGCAGCCAACUAACAACGGAGUAUUUGGAGGAAAAUGGCUUCACAGAACCCAUCCUCGUUCCGAAGAAAGACGGCCUGGGCUUGUCUGUACCUGCACCCACGUUCUACGUCAGCGACGUUGAAAACUAUGUCGGACCAGAGAGAAGUGUUGAUGUUACUGAUGUCACCAAACAGAAAGACUGUAAGAUGAAACUAAAGGAAUUUGUUGAUUACUACUACAGUACGAACAGGAAACGGGUCCUCAACGUGACUAACCUGGAGUUCUCGGACACUAGGAUGUCCAGUUUUGUAGAGCCUCCAGAUAUAGUUAAGAAAUUGUCGUGGGUGGAAAACUAUUGGCCUGAUGAUGCUCUUCUGGCUAAACCAAAAGUUACCAAGUACUGCCUGAUCUGUGUGAAGGACAGCUAUACAGAUUUCCACAUAGAUUCUGGAGGAGCAUCUGCAUGGUACCAUGUGCUGAAGGGAGAAAAAAUAUUUUAUCUUAUCAAACCAGCCCCUGCAAAUAUUUCUCUUUAUGAACGCUGGCAAUCGGCAGCAAACCACAGUGAAAUGUUUUUUGCAGACCAAGUAGAUAAAUGUUACAAAUGCACAGUUAAACAAGGACAGACCCUCUUCAUUCCAUCAGGUUGGAUUUAUGCAACUCUGACACCUGUAGACUGCCUAGCCUUUGCAGGACAUUUUCUACAUAGUCUAAGUGUUGAAAUGCAGAUGAGGGCAUAUGAAGUAGAAAGACGACUGAAAAUUGUCAGUCUGACCCAGUUUCCAAACUUUGAAACUGCAUGUUGGUAUAUGGGAAAGCAUCUACUAGAGACUUUUAAAGGUUUGCACAAAGCUGGGCAACAGCCUCCUGCUCAUUUACUCCAAGGAGCAAAAAUUCUCAAUGGUGCUUUCAGGUCAUGGACUAAAAAACAGGCUUUAGCAGAGCAUGAGGAUGAACUACCAGAAAACUUCAAACCAGCACAACUUAUCAAGGAUCUUGCCAAAGAAAUAAGAUUAAGUGAGAAUGCUUCUAAAGCCAGCAAAGCAGACACGAGUGCCAACACAAACACCGAGGAGAUUUGUCCUGUGGAGAAGGAGGAGGCACCGUCACCCAUCCAAGUGACACCUCCACCCCCUGUAGAAAAAGUCCCUAAAAAAAAGACUCCAAAAACUGUGAAAACCCCCAAACAACUUAAGCCAUCCAAACCCCCCAAACCUCCCAAGCCGCCUAAACCCCCCAAGCCUCCCAAAACGCCAAAAGUCAAGGGAGAAGGAAAGAAAAAAGGAAAGAAGGCAAAAGAGAGCCCACCGCCAGCCAUCCCGAAUCUCGACCUGCUGGAGGCACACACAAAGGAGGCUUUGACAAAGAUCGAGACACCAAAGAAGGGCAAGGCCGCAAAGAAUGUUUUAAGUGUUCCCAAUAAGGAAGCUGCCAGCAAGCAGAAUGAGGUGGAGAAGUUUGAAAUUCGAGAGCAGAAUAAAAGCAAAACAGAAGCCAAAUGGAAAUAUAAGAACAGUAAACCUGAUUCACUACUAAAAAUGGAAGAGGAACACAAAUUGGAAAAGACACCUUUAUCGGGAAAUAAAGACAAUAAAUUUACAUUCUCUUUCUCUAAUAAGAAGUUACUUGGUUCCAAGGGAGUCAAAACCCAACUGAACACUGGUGUGUUUGGGUCACUGCAGAAUUUUAAAGAUGAUAAAGCAAAACCUGUACGAGAUGAGUAUGAAUAUGUGUCAGAUGAUGGCGAACUAAAAAUCGAUGAGUUUCCGAUCAGAAGAAAGAAAAACACUACAAAAAGAGAACUGCCCUUUUUAUCGGAUAAAAAAGACACUCUGCAGCACACUCCUGUGAAGAAGCCAAAGGUGGAGUCGAUAUCAUAUAAGAGUGAUGACUCAUCCGAUGAAGAUUUGCUUCACAUUGACACAGAGGCAAAGCCAGGGCGUAAUUCCAAAGUAAAGAAAGAGAGUGGAAGUUCAGUAGGAAUUCUAGAUCUUUUGCAGGCAAGCAAGGAAGUUGGGGGUUUAGAGUAUAACACCAACAGUCAACCACCUGCCUCACCCAGCACGCAAGAAGCAAUCCAGGGGAUGCUAUCGAUGGCAAAUCUCCAGUCGUCAGACUCCUGCCUCCAGACAUCGUGGGGUACCAAUCAAGCAAAGAAUAACUCCAUCUCCACACAAAACUCCAAAAAAACAGGCAGUGGUAGCAACAGAAAUGCAGGCAAACGGUUACUAAAGAAAAGCACGAAAAACAGUGUUGACAUUGAAGAUUAUGAUGAAGAUCAGGACCACUUAGAUGCUUGUUUUAAAGAUUCAGAUUAUGUUUACCCUUCUCUCGAAUCAGAUGAAGAUAAUCCAGUAUUCAAAUCCCGAUCGAAGAAAAGGAAAAGUUCAGAUGAUGCCCCUUACAGUCCAACGGCGAGAGUCGGCCCCUCGGUGCCUAGACAAGAUAGACCAGUGCGAGAGGGCACGAGAGUCGCCUCCAUCGAAACUGGACUUGCCGCCGCUGCUGCAAAGUUGUCACAGCAGGAGGAACAAAAAGGCAAGAAGAAAAAAAAUACCAAAAAGAAGCUGUCAACCAACAACGUGAACAAACCGGCUCAGGAAGGCAGCUCUCCAGAGCCAAAGCUGGAGUCACAUGCCAGCAGCCUCACAGAUCACGAGUACACCGCAGGGGCCAGCACCUUUGGGGUCGCCCAGCCUAACAGGGGAUCGCAGCCGAUGGCGCCUGGUGUUUUCCUCACGCAGAGGCGACCUUCAUCAUCCUCACAGAACAACGCCUCCGCCAAAGAUGGGAAAACUGAAGAGGAGCUGAGUCUCUGCAGGUAUUGCACGAGUACACCAAUAGCUGCGUGAUGGAAAGGGAAGAAGAUGUGUGAGUUUGUGUUGCGCCAGGUACCUUGGAGACCAGUGGAGUUUCUUGCUGUGAGUUACGUGGUAGCUGGUGAGAGGUGGGGAAGAGAUCAGCUGUGAUACUUCCACAAGUAAUGGAGAAGACAAGUAUGCAAGGUACCCAUACUUUACUGUACUGCACAGCACAUGAGCAAGGCCUGGGCGCAUGGUAGUGUUUUCCUUUCGUGCAUGUGGGGACAGGGAACGUUCCCCUCUCCAGGUGCUUUGUAAUGCCUUGGUGCUAGCUUGACUGUGUAGGAGGGAAGUGUGUGUUUGUGUGUGUGUGUGUGUCUCUGUGUGUUUGUGUGUGUGUGUGCGUGCCUUUUCAGUGGCCUUCUGACUAGGCUGGAUACAGGUGGUCUCUAGUGCUGGUGGAAGACAGGAAAAAUGUUGCAGAGCCCAGAAUAGAAGCUAUGAUGCUGUGUGGAUUGCUCUCAGUGAGGUGGGUGAGGGACCAGGCUUCCUCUUGCCAGUGCUUGGCCUGAGAUUCACCAUGGUGUGUGUGAGCUCAGCUCCCCUGCGCUGUAGGUCCCCCUUUCAGGGUGCGGAGAAGCGUGGAGAGGUGCCCUGAGAGCCUUGGGGAGUGCGCAUGUGCAUGGUUAAAGCAGGCACUAUUUACAGGCCU